Messenger RNA from Peromyscus leucopus (white-footed mouse), 1815 nucleotides. The record is from the annotation of a RefSeq genome assembly. Lineage: Eukaryota; Metazoa; Chordata; Mammalia; Rodentia; Cricetidae.
AUUAACACUAUUACAUCUUCAAUUCUACUAAUCUUUUUUCUACUUAUAUUCCCUAUCACACUAUCACUAACUAACCUAAUUAAAUCAAUUAACUUCCCAAACUACGUAACUAUAUCAAUUAAAUACGCUUUUUUACUAAGCCUGGUACCACUAACCACAUUCUUUUCAUCAAAUACCGAACUGCUAAUUACCAACUGACACUGAAUCACAAUCAACACCAUAAAACUAUCUAUUAGCCUAAAAUUUGACUUCUUUUGCAUCAUCUUCUUAUCAGUAGCCCUAUUUGUAACAUGAUCAAUUAUAGAGUUUUCAUCCUGAUAUAUACACUCAGACCCCCAGCUGAACCGAUUCAUUAAAUACCUUCUUAUAUUCCUUAUUACUAUAAUUAUUUUAACCUCAGCCAACAACCUAUUCCAACUAUUCAUCGGAUGGGAAGGUGUAGGUAUCAUAUCAUUCCUAUUAAUCGGCUGAUGGUAUGGUCGAACAGACGCAAACACUGCAGCUCUGCAAGCCAUCCUAUAUAAUCGCAUCGGAGACAUUGGAUUUAUCCUAACAAUAGCCUGAUUCUGCCUACACUCCAACUCCUGAGAACUACAACAAAUCUUUAUAACAAACAACCCAGCAAACCCUAUCCCCCUUUUAGGAUUAUUAAUUGCAGCAACAGGGAAAUCAGCCCAAUUUGGACUACACCCAUGACUCCCAUCAGCUAUAGAAGGCCCUACACCAGUAUCAGCCCUACUACACUCCAGCACAAUAGUAGUAGCAGGAAUUUUCCUCAUAGUCCGAUUCCACCCAAUUACAUCAAACAAUAGCUUCAUCUUAACUAUAAUAUUAUGCUUAGGAUCCAUCACAACACUAUUCACAGCUAUUUGCGCACUAACACAAAACGAUAUUAAAAAAAUUGUAGCAUUCUCCACAUCAAGCCAACUAGGCCUAAUAAUGGUAACACUAGGAAUCAAUCAACCCUAUCUAGCUUUCCUUCACAUCUGCACCCACGCAUUCUUCAAAGCAAUACUAUUCAUAUGCUCAGGGUCAAUCAUUCACAGCCUAAACGACGAACAAGAUAUUCGAAAAAUAGGAAACUUGACCAAACCAAUACCAUUCACCUCCUCAUGCCUAAUAAUUGGCAGCCUGGCCCUAACAGGAAUACCAUUCCUCACAGGCUUCUACUCAAAAGACCUAAUCAUCGAAGCCGCAAACACGUGCUAUACCAACGCCUGAGCCCUACUAAUUACACUAAUUGCCACCUCUCUAACAGCUGUAUAUAGUAUACGAAUUAUUUAUUUCGUCUCAAUAACUAAACCACGAUUUCCCCCAACAAUUAUCAUUAAUGAAAAUGACCCAAAAUUAAUAAAUCCAAUUAAACGAUUGGCAUUAGGAAGUAUCCUAGCAGGUUUCUUCAUCUCCCACAACAUCCCACCAACUACCACCCAAAUUAUAACCAUACCAUGAUACCUAAAAACCACAGCUAUAAUUGUAACAGUCUCAGGAUUUAUUAUUGCACUAGAACUUAACAACCUAACCUCAAAUCUAGUAUUAAAUAAACCAACACCACCAUCAUCAUUUUCCACAUCACUUGGGUAUUUUCCCCUAAUUAUACACCGAUUACUUCCACUAAAAAUACUAACAAAAAGCUAUAAUACAUCCCUUCAACUAUUAGACUUGACCUGAUUAGAAAAAUCCAUCCCCAAAACAACCUCUACUUUACAAACAAUAACUUCCAAAAACCUAAGUAACCAAAAAGGACUUAUUAAACUAUAUUUCCUAUCAUUUCUUAUUACACUCCUAUCUUUACCCGUCCUACUCCUUACCUAA